GAACAGCGAGCAACUUGUUCGAUUCAAGUCAAUUCGCUUUUCUACUGCAGAGACAGAAACCAGAAUCUAAGCAACAGACAAAGAGAUGGCUGACGACAAGCCAGACGAGCAGACACCUACGCCUGAAAACGCUACAAUCUUGCAGGCGUUCGAGUGGUACAUCCCAGAUGACCACACGCACUGGAAACGGCUGGCGCGCGAUGUUCAAAAGUACAGCGAUAUGGGCAUCACCGCGCUGUGGAUCCCGCCCCCUUGCAAAGCCUCUUCUCCCUCCGGCAACGGCUAUGACAUUUAUGAUCUCUGGGAUCUCGGCGAGUUUGAUCAGAAAGGCUCUGUGCCGACCAAAUGGGGUUCCAAAGAUGAUCUCCUCGAGCUCUCGACCGCGGCCGAUGAUUGCAACGUGCUUCUCUACGCAGAUGCUGUGCUGAAUCAUAAAGCAGCCGCCGACAAGACUGAGAAGUGUCUUGUUGUGGAGGUCGAUCCGGAUGAUCGCACAAAGACAAUCUCUGAGCCGUACGAGAUCGAAGGCUGGCUUGGCUUCGACUUCCCAGGCCGAGGCGACAAGUACUCCGCCAUGAAGUGGCACUGGGAGCAUUUCUCCGGCACGGACUAUAACGCUGCGAACGAAAAGACGGCAAUCUACAAGAUCCAGGGCGAGUUCAAGUCAUGGGCGCAGAGCGUCGACACCGAGAAAGGCAACUUUGAUUAUCUGAUGUUUGCCGAUAUCGACCACGCCCAUCCGGAGGUGAAGAAAGAUAUCAACGAAUGGGGUGUGUGGCUUGCGAAACUGCUGUCGCUGCGCGGCAUGCGGUUUGACGCGGUGAAGCAUUUCUCGGAGGAUUAUCUGCGUGAGUUUUUGGACUACCUGAAGGCGAACGUCAACGAGGACUUUUUCUUUGUCGGCGAGUUUUGGAAGGACUCGCUCGCGGACAUGACUGCGUAUCUUGACCGCAUGCAGGGCUCCAAGUUCAGCCUGUUUGACGCGCCGCUGGUGUAUAAUUUCUCUGAGGCAUCGCGCACCGAGUCGUAUGAUCUCCGCAAGAUCUUUGACGGCUCGCUGGUGCAGGUGCGGCCGGUGGCUGCGGUGACGCUGGUGAUGAAUCACGACACGCAGCCGCAUCAGGCACUCGAGGCGCCGAUUGAGGGGUUCUUCAAGCCGCUUGCGUAUGCUUUGAUUAUGCUUAGAGAGGAGGGGUAUCCUUGUGUGUUUUGGGGCGAUCUCGAGGGCAUCUCCGGGGAGUUUAAGGAGGAGCCGUCGUGUGGAGGGCAGUUGCCGGACAUCAUUCUCGCGCGCAAGCUGUAUGCGUAUGGAAAGCAGGAUGAUUAUUUUGACUUUUCUACCUGUUUGGGCUGGGUGCGACACGGCACAUGGGACAAGCCGGCCGGGAUGGCGGUCGUGAUUUCGAACGCGGGGCCGGGCGAGAAGAGGAUGUUUGUGGGCGAAGAGCACAAGGACGAGGUGUGGACGGAUGUGCUUGGGUGGCAGGAGGGAGAGGUCAAGAUCGGCGGGGACGGGUUUGCUACGUUUACCUGUCCUGGGGUGUCGAUGGCGAUCUGGGUGAAGGAUGAUGCGCCGGGGAGAGAUCAGUUUGGAGGGUUCAAGGCGGGAGUUGGGUAUGGCAAGGAUGAGUGAUGUUCGAUAGAUAACGACAAGAAAC
Molecule: messenger RNA, 1658 nt
Organism: Myxozyma melibiosi
Lineage: Eukaryota; Fungi; Ascomycota; Lipomycetes; Lipomycetales; Lipomycetaceae
Product: glycoside hydrolase superfamily
Exons: 5
Coding region: 86-1633 (515 amino acids)
Biological process (GO): carbohydrate metabolic process
Molecular function (GO): calcium ion binding; hydrolase activity, hydrolyzing O-glycosyl compounds
Source: RefSeq, a predicted model, not a curated record